ACAGGGGGGCCAGUAUGAGACCAGUAGACCAGUAAGAGACCAGUAGAGAGCAGCUCAGCUCCCAGUCUGAAAGGAAAAGUGGGACUGGAUCAGUGACGUGAUCUGGGAGGGAGAAGAGGGACGGCUGGACUCCAUUAAGCCCAGAGCCUGCAGGAAAACUGUUUGGGAUACUUCACUUCUCCAGCGAGUUCUUCGGGGAUUUCUUUCUGUUUUUAUUGUCUCUGAAAGACUUCCUACAUGAUUUAAAGACGGGGGACUUGUUCUGAACCCAGUAGUCGACUGUUUUAGUGUGUUUUUUCCGUCUUGGUGAAGGAUGGCGCUGGACGGGAUCCGGAUGCCCGAUGGCUGCUACGCCGACGGGACGUGGGAGCUGAAGAUGCAUGUGACCGACCUGCACAGGGACGUGUCGCUGAGGGUCACCGGGGAAAUCCACAUCGGAGGAGUCAUGCUCAAACUGGUGGAGAAACUAGAUGUGAAGAAGGACUGGUCAGACCACGCUCUGUGGUGGGAGAAGAAGAAGACAUGGCUGCUGAAGACCCACUGGACGUUGGACAAGUACGGCAUCCAGGCCGACGCCAGGCUGCUCUUCACGCCGCAGCACAAGCUGCUGCGCCUGCAGCUGCCCAACAUGAAGCACAUGAAAGUCAAAGUCAACUUCUCGGACCGCGUCUUCAAGGCCGUCUCCGACAUCUGCAAAACCUUCAACAUCCGCCACCCAGAGGAGCUGUCUCUACUGCGUAAGCCCCGCGAUCCCAAGAAGAAGAAGAAAAAGCUGGAGGAGGCCGAGGAGGACGACCUGGAGCUGGAGGGGCCGCUGCUAACUCCUGGAUCAGGGAGCAUCUACUCCAGUCCAGGCCUGUACAGUAAGACUAUGACCCCCACCUAUGACUCCAGAGACGGCAGCCCGCUGUCGCCCACCACCGCCUGGUUCGGGGACAGCCCCCUGUCUGAGGGGAACCCCAGCAUCCUGGCUGUCAGCCAGCCCAUCUCCUCACCAGACAUCCUGGUCAAACUCUACAAGCCCCAGUCUCUGCUGGACAAAGCCAAAAUCAACCAGGGGUGGUUGGACUCCUCCAGGUCUCUGAUGGAGCAGGAUGUAAAGGAGAACGAGGUGCUGCUGCUGAGGUUUAAAUACCACAGUUUCUUUGACCUCAACCCCAAGUAUGAUGCCAUCCGAGUGAACCAGCUCUAUGAACAGUCCAAGUGGGCCAUCCUGCUGGAGGAAAUUGAGUGCACGGAGGAGGAAAUGAUGAUGUUUGCUGCCCUGCAGUAUCACAUCAACAAGCUGUCAAUCAUGUCUUCAGACAACCACAUGAACAACAGUGAGAAGGAAGUGGAUGAGGUGGACGCCGCUCUGUCAGACCUGGAGAUUACUUUGGAAGGAGGAAAGACGUCCAACACACUGGGUGACAUCACAUCUAUUCCUGAGCUAGCAGACUACGUCAAAGUCUUCAAACCCAAGAAACUGACACUGAAGGGCUAUAAGCAGUACUGGUGCACGUUCAAGGACAUCACAAUUUCCUGUUACAAGAGUAAAGAGGAGGCCCAUGGGACGCCUGCUCACCAAAUGAAUCUUAGAGGUUGUGAGGUAACUCCAGAUGUUAACAUCUCGGGUCAGAAAUUCAACAUCAAGCUGCUAAUCCCCGUGGCUGAUGGCAUGAACGAGAUCUGGCUCCGGUGUGACACGGAGAAACAGUACGCCCACUGGAUGGCUGCGUGCCGCCUGGCCUCCAAAGGGAAGACCAUGGCCGACAGCUCUUACAACCUGGAGGUCCAGAACAUUCUGUCCUUCCUCAAGAUGCAACACAUGAACCCUGACCCUCAGUUCAUCGAGCCCAUCACCACCGACAUCAACCCAGAGUGCCUGGUGUCCCCGCGCUAUCUGAAGAAGUACAAGAACAAGCAGCCAGGCUCCAUCAGGGACUUGAUUUCAGCCCGGAUCCUUGAAGCCCACCAGAACGUGGCCCAGAUGAGUCUCAUCGAGGCCAAGAUGCGCUUCAUCCAGGCGUGGCAGUCCCUGCCUGAGUUUGGAAUCACUCAUUUCCUCGCCAAGUUCCAGGGUGGAAAGCGAGAGGAGCUGAUCGGCAUCACUUACAACCGUUUGAUCCGGAUGGAUGCAGGCACCGGAGAUGCAAUUAAGACCUGGCGCUUCAGCAACAUGAAGCAGUGGAACGUCAACUGGGAGAUCAAGAUGGUGACGGUGGAGUUUGCAGACGAGCCCAGCCUGUCCUUCAUCUGUGCCGAGGUGGACUGUAAAGUGGUCCACGAGUUCAUCGGCGGCUACAUCUUCCUGUCGACACGCGCCAAGGACCAGAACGAGUCUCUAGACGAGGAGAUGUUCUAUAAGCUGACCAGCGGCUGGGUCUGAGCGGCCCCCGAGCCACCAGGGGCCAACGAUUGUAGGCCAGGGGCCAGGAGGGGAGCGGCUCAGGGUGGAACCACAUUGUACGGGGUUUAUUUUUAUUAAUUAAUAUUUCUGUUUAAACGUUUAAAGCUGUGCUGACGAGUCCAGAACAGCACUAAAAUUAGCCACGGCUGACACCGUUUUUAUCGGUUUUGUUGUUUUUGCAUUAACGCUGACAAGGUCUUUUGUUACAACACUAAUCUUCUGGUGAAUGCAGUCCAGAUGAACUUUUGAACGUAAACUCCUGUGGGGAAACGGGGAUUCGAACCCGCGACCACCUGCCUCCUCUCCUCCUGGACUCAUGGCCAUCAACUUACGUCCAUGACAACCCUUUAAAACCAAUCAAAUGCCAGAUUUAAUCCCAAAGAAUCUUAUUUUUUUUGCCCCCUCUUCACUCUUUUUACUCUCACUGCCUUUUUUUUUUUCGUCUCUCUUCUAGAACUGGACAUCAAACUGUCAUUAAAACAUAUUGUAACCGUAGUGCCACAGAAACCUACAGUUAUAUCAAAUUAUUUAUCCUAAAAGACAGACUCUGUGAUCUUAGCACUACAUGUCCAUCCUAUCCACUCUAUGAAGGGUUUAAUAUCUUUGAAGUCACAUGUAAGCACUUCUACACUAUACAGUCCUGGUGAGGAAUAAGCUGUUGUUAAAUUUCCUUUUUGCUUUUUUCAUGUCUGUUGUCUUUGUUUCAUCCAGAAGCUCCUCUGUGAUGAAUUCUUAUUGUAUUAGCUGACGGGUGUGACAUUGAGAGUUUUGUUUUUUUGUAUUUAAUAGACUGCUAAUAAGUGAGCAUGUCUGGAAACACACUACAGUUCAGUGCACUGGGAUGAGUGUCCUGUGGGUUUGGAAAUCUUUUCCAACUAAUAUACAGUCAUGGAAAAAUAUUUUAGACCUUUGUUUUCUUCAAUUUCUUGAUCAUUUUAAUGCCUGGUACAACUAAAGGUACAUUUGUUUGGAUACAUAUUACAAUAACAACAAAAAUAGGUCAUUAGAGUUUAAUUUAAGAGCUGAUAUCUAGACAUUUUACAUGGUUUCUUGAUAAAAAAAACAACAAAAUUAUUAUUAAGAAAACUAUGGAAAAUGUCUCAGUUUUGCCCUUUUUCGGGGUAAUUUUGUUUCUUUUUUUUGUCAUUUUGUGUCUUUUUUGAUCAUUUUUACAUCUUUUUUUUGGUCAAUUUGUUUCUAUUUCGAUCAUUUUGUGCCCUAUUUUGGUCAUUUUUACAUCUAUUUUUGGUCAUUUUGUGUCUUUUUUGAUUAUUUUUACAUCUACAGUCACAGAAACAUUCUUGAUAAUAACCAAAAUUAUUAUUAAGAAAACCAUGGAAAAUGUCUCUGUUUUGCCCUUUUUCAGGGUUAUUUUGUGUCUUUUUUUUUGUCAUUUUGUGUCUUUUUUUAUUAUUUUUACAUCUACAAUCACAGAAACAUUCUUGAUAAUAACCAAAAUCAUUCUAAACAAAAAACCAUGUUAAAUGUCUAGACAUCAAAUUAAACUAAACUCUUAU
This is a messenger RNA of Centropristis striata (black sea bass), 3906 nucleotides long. RefSeq names its product FERM domain containing kindlin 2 (gene fermt2). The transcript has 16 exons. Gene Ontology annotation, biological process: cell-matrix adhesion; integrin-mediated signaling pathway. The coding region runs from base 314 to 2368 and encodes 684 amino acids. The record is from RefSeq and is a predicted model, not a curated record. Gene Ontology annotation, molecular function: integrin binding. Gene Ontology annotation, cellular component: focal adhesion; extrinsic component of cytoplasmic side of plasma membrane. Lineage: Eukaryota; Metazoa; Chordata; Actinopteri; Perciformes; Serranidae.